CCCUCUCUCUCUCUCUCUCUCGUCCAAGACAGAAGCACACGAUACACGGGAUCCAUCGAAAUCGAUCCUUGGAAACCUAAUUGGAUCGGUCUCUGAUCUCGUCGCUGUUGCCUUUGGUGUCUCCUCUCCGUUUCCUCUGUCCUCUGCUCGCCGCGAGAAGGGAACGAGGGGGGAAAGGAAGGUAGAGAGAGAGGAUGGUGCUGACGCAGAGGCUGCACGAGGCUUUCAAGGGGACGGUGGAGCGGAUCACGGGGCCCCGCACUGUCUCCGCCUUCAAGGAGAAGGGCGUCCUCAGCGUCUCCGAGUUCGUCCUCGCCGGCGACAACCUCGUUGCCAAAUGCCCCACCUGGUCUUGGGAGGCAGGCGAAACGAGCAAGAGGAAAUCAUACUUGCCCGAUGACAAGCAAUAUCUGAUAACGAGGAAUGUGCCUUGUCUAAGGAGGGCUAGUUCGAUGGAAGAGGAAUACGAUGCUGCAGGAGGGGAAUUUCUUCUUGGUAACGAUGAUGAUGAUGACGGUGAUGGCUGGUUGGCCACUCACGGAAUGCCAAAAGAGACCAAGAGUUCUGAGGUGGAAGGAUUGCCUUCCAUGGAGUCUCUGGAGAUAAGCAAAGGUGCGGCUAUCAGGUCUAUCCCUGCUUAUUUUGGUGGUGAGGCGGAGGAAGACAUACCUGAUAUGGAGGAUUAUGAAGAUCCUGAAAACCUCAUUGAAACAGAUACGGCCACCCUUGCGUCAACAUAUUUUGUUGCCAAUGAACCUGAGGAUGACAACAUUCUUCGGACCCGAACAUAUGAUGUUAGCAUUACGUAUGACAAGUAUUAUCAAACUCCUCGUGUAUGGCUUACUGGAUAUGAUGAGUCAAGGAUGCCUCUGCAGCCAGAACUGGUAUUUGAAGAUGUUAGCCAGGAUCAUGCACGGAAAACGGUGACAAGUGAAGAUCAUCCUCACUUGCCCGGGAAGCAUGCAUCUGUACAUCCAUGUCGUCAUGGUGCUGUGAUGAAAAAGAUCAUUGAUGUUCUAAUAUCACGUGGAGUUGAACCAGAAGUCGAUAAAUACCUGUUCUUGUUCUUGAAGUUCAUCGCCUCGGUGGUUCCUACUAUCGAGUAUGACUAUACAAUGGACUUCGAUCUUGGCAGUUCCAGCAAUUGAUAAGAGGGAUGAGAAGAACCAACAAAACGUGCAUUGUCGGGACCUCUUAUAUCAAGAAAGCAGCAUGGCUUGUAUUUAGAAGAAGCUCGAAGCAAUUGGACGUUUCAGUUUGUAUGCCAGCCUUCUAAUAGUCAACUGUACAUUCUAAGAUGCACAUUUGUGUCUGGAUAAUAUGACAUCAUCUGCAGUCAUGAUUUCGAUUUCCCUUGUUGAAACUGAACAUGUUUAAGUCUUCUAUAUCAGUCUGUGACAUACUUGUGCA
This is a messenger RNA of Musa acuminata subsp. malaccensis (wild Malaysian banana), 1410 nucleotides long. RefSeq names its product autophagy-related protein 3. Lineage: Eukaryota; Viridiplantae; Streptophyta; Magnoliopsida; Zingiberales; Musaceae. Gene Ontology annotation, biological process: autophagy of mitochondrion; nucleophagy; autophagosome assembly. The record is from RefSeq and is a predicted model, not a curated record. Gene Ontology annotation, molecular function: Atg8-family ligase activity. Gene Ontology annotation, cellular component: phagophore assembly site; cytosol.